This is a messenger RNA of Corylus avellana, 3255 nucleotides long. Its product is annotated as C2 calcium/lipid-binding plant phosphoribosyltransferase family protein. Lineage: Eukaryota; Viridiplantae; Streptophyta; Magnoliopsida; Fagales; Betulaceae. The record is from RefSeq and is a predicted model, not a curated record.
UCUGUUUCUCUUUCACUCUCUCACAUCCCCUGUAACCAAUUCAAACAACUCCAUUUUUGCUCAUUCUCUGUAGAAAAUAUAGAGCAAUCUCUGAAUCUACGGAAUGGCAGAAGGCUGCGCCAGGAAGCUCAUCGUGCAAGUCUGCAACGCCAAGAAUCUAAUGCCCAAAGACGGCCAAGGGACGGCGAGCGCGUAUGCGAUCGUCGACUUCGAUGGCCAGAGGCGGCGAACGAAGACCAAGUUCAGAGAUCUCAACCCUGAAUGGGACGAGCAGCUGGAGUUUGUCGUCCACGACAAGGACUCCAUGGCUUCCGAGAUCCUCGAGAUCAAUCUCUACAACGACAAGAAGAACGGGAAGAGAAGCACUUUUCUUGGUAAAGUCAAGAUCGGCGGAAGCACUUUUGUGAACACCGGGGCUGAAGCCCUGGUGUACUAUCCCUUGGAGAAGCGCAGCGUAUUUUCGCAGAUUAAAGGAGAGCUUGGGCUUAAGGUUUACUAUGUUGACGAAGAUCUGCCUACUUCAGAAGCAGCGGCUCCUCCGCCGGCGGAGAGUUUAAAAGAGGAAGAGAAGGUUGAGGAGAAAAAAGAAGACGAGAAGAAGGAAGAGAAAGUUGAGGAGAAGAAAGAAGACGAGAAGAAGGAAGAGAAAGCGGCUGGAGACGAGGAGAAGCCGAAGCCGCCGCCGGAAGAUUCGAAACCUGAAGAGUCUCCGGCGCCGGCUCCGCCAGCAGAGGUGGAGAAUCCUCCUGUUGCUCACAUCGAGAAGUCGAGGCCAGUGAAAGAAAAAGAAGAGGCUGAAAAGCGGCCCGAUCUCGGCCUAAACGAGCUUGACCUCCGGUCUCUGGCCAGCGGUCGGAGCCGCAGCGCGUGCGACCUCGUCCACCGCAUGCCUUUCCUCUACGUACGCGUGGUGAAGGCCAAGCGCGCCAAGCCUGAAUCUGGAUCGUCCGCUUAUGCCAAGCUUGUGAUCGGGACCCACAGUAUCAAAACCAAGAGCCAGAGUGAUAAGGAUUGGGACCAAGUUUUCACAUUCGAUAAAGAGGGCUUGAACUCCACCUCGCUGGAAGUAUCCGUGUGGGCUGAGGAGAAAAAGGAGAAUGACCAGAGCACGGAGAGCUGCUUGGGAACGGUGUCGUUUGAUUUGCAGGAGGUGCCAAAGCGUGUUCCCCCGGAUAGUCCUUUGGCUCCGCAGUGGUACACUUUGGAAUCAGACGAUUCUCCGGGGAAUGACGUCAUGUUGGCGGUCUGGAUCGGGACUCAGGCGGAUGAGGCCUUUCAGGAGGCUUGGCAAUCGGAUUCCGGCGGGUUCAUACCCGAGACCCGAGCCAAGGUGUACCUGUCCCCGAAGCUAUGGUAUCUGAGGCUAACGGUCAUCCAAACCCAAGAUUUGCAGCUACGCUCGCAGGUCGAGCCUAAGGUUCGGAGUCCGGAGCUUUACGUAAAGGCUCAGCUCGGCGCUCAGGUUUUUAAAACGAGUAGGACAUCUGUCGGCUCGUCCUCAUCCAGCUCGGCUAAUCCAACGUGGAAUGAGGAUCUCCUUUUUGUGGCGGCUGAGCCGUUUGAGCCGUUUCUUGUGGUUACUGUUGAAGACGUCACUAAUGGACAGCCUGUGGGGCACGCGAAGGUACACGUGGCAAGCAUCGAGAGGAGAACGGACGAACGAACGGAUCUGAAAUCAAGAUGGUUUAAUCUAGUGGGUGAUGAGAAUCUUCCCUACACUGGGAGGAUACACCUGCGCGUAUGUUUGGAGGGUGGGUAUCACGUGCUGGACGAAGCCGCUCACGUGACCAGCGAUGUUCGAGCCUCAGCCAAACAGCUAGCCAAAGCUCCAAUUGGCUUGCUUGAGGUUGGGAUCCGCGGGGCAAGUAAUUUACUCCCUGUGAAAACCAAAGAUGGUACACGUGGGACAACCGAUGCCUACGUGGUAGCCAAGUAUGGGCCCAAAUGGGUGCGCACCCGUACGAUCCUCGACCGGUUUAAUCCACGAUGGAACGAGCAGUACACGUGGGACGUGUACGACCCUUGCACGGUGCUCACCAUAGGUGUUUUCGACAACGGAAGGUACAAGCGCGAUGAAGCCGGGAAGCCGGGAAAAGAUGUCCGCCUUGGAAAAAUACGUGUACGGCUAUCCACGCUUGAUACAAAUUGGGCGUACAUGAACUCGUACUCCCUCACUGUAUUGCUUCCCGAUGGGGCCAAGAAAAUGGGAGAGAUUGAGAUAGCCGUUAGAUUCUCUUGCUCAUCAUGGUUUAGCCUAAUCCAAGCCUACGCCACCCCAAUGCUUCCCCGGAUGCAUUAUGUUCGUCCAUUGGGUCCAGCCCAGCAGGAUAUUCUGCGCCACACCGCUAUGCGGAUAGUCACGGGUCGGCUGGCGCGGUCCGAGCCACCUUUGGGUCAAGAAGUGGUUCAAUUCUUGUUGGACUCUGACACACACGUGUGGAGCAUGAGGCGGAGCAAGGCCAAUUGGUUUCGGGUCGUGGGUUGCCUUAUACGUGCAGCGACUUUGGCACGUUGGCUGGAUGGGAUUCGCACGUGGGUGCACCCUCCCACAACGGUCUUAGUCCACCUGCUGCUCGUGGCCGUUGUAUUUUGCCCACAUCUAGUGCUCCCCACCAUUUUUAUGUACGCCUUCAUGAUCAUCGUUCUGAGAUUCAGAUAUCGCCAAAGGGCUCCACACAGCAUGGACCCUAGAUUAUCCCACGUGGACUCCGUGGUCCCCGAUGAGCUUGAUGAAGAAUUUGACGGAUUCCCCACCACACGAUCGCCGGAACAGGUUCGUAUUAGGUACGACCGUUUGCGGGCCCUGGCGGGGAGGGCCCAAACCCUGCUUGGCGAUGUGGCGGCACAAGGGGAGCGUUUGGAAGCCUUGUUUAACUGGAGGGACCCACGUGCCACUGGGAUAUUUGCUGUGUUUUGCCUAUUUGCGUCGUUGAUGUUUUAUGCGGUGCCCUUCAAGGCCUUCGUGUUGGGCACGGGAUUCUAUUAUCUGCGACACCCGAGGUUCCGCGACGACAUGCCGUCUGUUCCGCUCAACUUUUUCCGGCGACUACCGUCACUCUCCGAUCAAACUAUGUAGUGCACUUUCUUGGUGAAGUGACUUAGAUGAUUUAUUUUUGUUUAUUUGCUAAAAAGCAUUGCUUUUAUUAUUUAGUAAUUGGGUUUACUUUUCAAUUAAUAAUGAGGGGCAUUAAAGUGAGGAAAACGUUUUUUGUUGGUAUGCCUUAAAGAGUGGAAAAAGCGACCGUUGGUUGUCUA